AAAAUAAGAAUAAGUAAUAAGUAACUAGAUAUGUAAUAUCUGUCGAGUAAUAUCUGUAAUAAAAUCUGAUCUGAAUGUCCCUCCCUUCUGUGUGACAUUCUUCUAUUCGAGAACUCACUGUACUUCAUGUCCAGGUAUUUCAUUUUCUAUGUUCAUCUUCAGUCAAAACGACUGAACCUCAUAACACAUUCUUAAACAAAUGUGAUGUCUUCUUUCGAUUAACUAGAUAUGUAAUACAAUUAUUAGAUGUUUUUUUUUGUCAUCAUAAAUUAAUUCUUAGAUCUAUGGUGAAAAAUCUCAAUCUAAACGACUCUACAUAUCUUUUAUUUUCCUUGCGUUUUGGAAUAUAUGUUUGGAAUAUUACUCUGGAAUUUCAUGUUUGAGAUAAGUAUUUGCGUGGCAUUUUUUUUCUUUCAUUUUUGCGAUCCUACAUGCUUUGUAUUUAGAAUAGACUGAUAGCCUGUCUCUGAGUUUGUGUGUAUAUAUCUGUGUAUUUCUAGUUCUUAAGAUUUGGAGUCGGAUCUACUUUAAAUACCUGUAUUUAAAGUUUAACUAUAACAUUAGAGAUCUGCAUUUUGUUAUCUUUUUGGUAUUGAUUAGGCUAAAGAAAAUUUCAAGCAGAGAUGUUGGAUUGCUGGUGUUGAAAAGUGAACAUCUCGAAGUUCAAUAUAGAUCACAAGCAAGAUCUAUUUUCACCCCUCCAUUAUUUGGCUGGAAUUUGUAAAGAACUUAAUUUUGUUUUCAGGCACAGAGUCAUAACACAAUAAGUGAUGUAGUUAGAAUUUUGCAUCAAGUGUUUUUCAGGUCAGCAAAUAAUUUUAUGAGCAAAGUGGACAACUCCCAUGCCCUAUACUACGUUAAAGCACGUUAUAAAGAUUUGAGAGACUUUAUCAAUCUUAUAUUGAAAGAAGGAAUCAGCAGCACCUGAUAUGGCUGAUGGUGAACAACUCAAGAAGUAUGGGGUCCCAAUUUAUGGGGCUGCAUGGGUCCCAUCCGGCGCCAUCACAUAUGCUCCUGAGCCGAAGCCGGAGGAAGAUAGAGAUAGUAUGGUCCCCGCUGACAAGUUGCCUUCGCUUGCUGCUGACAACUAUAUUGUCCUUGCUGGAGGGGGUGGUGAAGGGCGUAGCGGCAUCCCAAAUGCUAUCCUCCUUGUUCAAUCUAACCCCGACUCCCAUAUCCUAUCCAACCAACCAGUGGCAAGGCUUGGAACUGGUACUGAUGUGCCUUACAGGAUGGCGGUCCACCCUGGAGGAGAAGGUCUUAUUUGUUCUUUACCUAAAAGUUGCAGGUGGUUUGAGUGGGAUGCGAGCAAUAUCAUAGAUGAGGGUGCUUUGGCUCUUAAGUCAUCUGACAGAGUUCUCAAGCAUUUGGAAGACAUUGAGAUGCAAUUAGCACUUACAUUUAACAAUGAGGGUUCCCUACUUGCUGUUGGUGGCGAGAACAGGAUGGCAAGCUUAGAGUUUUCAAAUGGCCAAGUAUGGAGAUUAUUAUUGAUGAGCCCAAGGAUCGUUCUUCUGUAAAAGAUUUAGAUUUCAGCCCUGAUGGAAAAUUUCUUGUAUCUCUGGGAAGUGGCUGUUGUAGGGUCUGGGAUGUCUCAACAUUAACAUUGGUGGCCUCUUUACAGAAGAAAAAUGAUGAGAUGUUUGGAUUUUGUAGGUUCUCACGAAGUAGUAAGAACCAGACCAUCUACAUCACUGCUUCACAUGGAAAAGGAGGAAGUAUUGUGGUGUGGAACACUACUACAUGGAAGAGGAUGAACUCAAAGCUUGUUGUCUCUCUUCCGAUUUCAGCAUUUGAUGUUUCAGCUGAUGGGAAGCUCCUAGCAAUUGGGACCACUCAGGGUGAGGUCCGGGUCUUGAGUUCUGAAAAUAUGCGAGUGCUGAUGACGGUAAAGAAAGCACAUAUGGGUAUACCAACCAAAGUAACAUUCUCCAAGGAUUCAAGGGCUUUGCUCUCUGCCUCAAUGGAUUCAAGUGCAAGGGUGACACUUAUCAGGAACAAUGACCAUGAAAAUAGUGGGUUCAGUUUCUGGAUGGUAGUUUUUGUCAUUUUAUUGGCAAUAGCUGUGUACUAUGCAAAACAGGAAGGGAAGCUUUCAUGGCAGCACAAUUUCCCAUUCAAGUUCUAGAGUAAAGUUUUACUGCUGGCAUUACAUUUUGAUAAUUUUCCGCCAUCGCCCUUUGUUAUUGACAACAGUUGAGGUUCUUCUCCCAUUCCCAGGACAGUUGAUUUAUGUGGAACUGAAACCACACAUUGUACUCUGUUCCUGUAUGGAAACUCGAGGUGAUGAAUGGGGGUUGCCUCUCUUAGAAAUAGAUAAAUAAACAAAUUACACACUUAAAAGUGUAAUGUACUCUGGGGACCAUAUUAUGAUGGGCAUACAUUGUAAGUAACAGUUAUUAACCUUACAAAAAGGUUAAAGGUUAUGUUAUUAGAUGCCAAGGGAUUUGACAGCUUUAUAUGGUUGUUGAAUAGAGCACUGUCAAUGUAUUAAAAGCAUACAGUUACACAAUACUCGGUACUUUUAUAGAAUUGCAUUUGGCGUAAUAUUUGUAAACUAAAAUCUCUAUUUACAGUCAAACCAAACGUGGAAUAGCGUCGCAUAAUAAUUUCCCAAUGAUCUGUUAAGUGGAAAUGAUGUAUAGAAACUAUUUCCUCAUUCUCAG
This is a messenger RNA of Cuscuta epithymum, 2666 nucleotides long. Lineage: Eukaryota; Viridiplantae; Streptophyta; Magnoliopsida; Solanales; Convolvulaceae. The record is from the annotation of a GenBank genome assembly.